Chlamydomonas reinhardtii is the source of this 8677-nucleotide messenger RNA. RefSeq lists its product as uncharacterized. The record is from RefSeq and is a predicted model, not a curated record. Gene Ontology annotation, cellular component: membrane. The transcript has 15 exons. Lineage: Eukaryota; Viridiplantae; Chlorophyta; Chlorophyceae; Chlamydomonadales; Chlamydomonadaceae. The coding region runs from base 731 to 7381 and encodes 2216 amino acids.
GAUGCCUGACAUAGGUUGCGCUAGGCAACCGCUUGGCUGCAUAGUUUAUAUGAGGGACCUUUUGCUUAGAUGCGAACUUGGGUUGCAACGCGACAACCUUUCCGCGCUGGACCUAGAGAUAAAGGCUGCAUGUGCGCGCGCCUCAGCAGUACUCCAAAUGCUCUUAUGUAUAAGUGUAUCGGGAUGUUAACAGGCCGUGCUGCAGCACCGGGCCGGUCGACGGGUCUGCUUCUCGCGCGCUGAUCGCCAGCGCACCUACGCGAGCGGUUGGUACGAACCUGGGCCAGUCCGACUUCACAGACCGCGGAUUUUAAUACUGGAGCACAGCCAUCUGUAGCCAAGAGGGUUGUUGUGCAUACAGGUGAAAUAUUGAAUGCACAAGCACCCCCUCGCUCAUUGGGGAACUUUACCGAUUGGGGCUUCAAAAGCCAGAAGUCUUGAUGAUAGUCAAUUAGUUUCGAUGAUUUGAUGGUACACAGUGUAUCGUCAUCAUCGCUACAACAGCGGUGUGAAUUGGAGCUGAACGUUAUCCCGCACGCGUUUGGCUCGAGCAAUACCGCGUCACAUCGCUGCCAACCAACAACUUCGCUGAAGAGCGCACGACGGCAGCAUGUUGCGCGCUCGGCGGCUCUGUCAUCGGCGAUGCUUGGUCUGGACCGGGUCAGGCGCUGGGCCGGCCAAGGCUUUCAGCGUCGAAGCGGCCGUGGCGAUCUUGUCUCUAGCUGCAAUGAUGAUCACGCUGCCCGUCGCGGCUCAGGUGCCCGCCGGCAAUACACCCCCUGACUUCCUGGACUUCUUCUUCCAGCCCCCGCCCCCACGCGGCCGUUCCAACGCCUCCACCGCGCUCCCUCCGCCACCCAUCCCCGGCGUUGCUACGGCCUACGAACGGGCGGGUCUCGCGUCGCCGGCUGCGCGCUACUGCGCCAGCCUCAGCGCCUCCCUCGACCUGCUCUACUAUGGGCUGUUGCCCUCCCUGAAUCGCACGCUCAACGCCUCGGUCGGUGGCACGCCCCCAAGCAGUCGCCGCUUCGGUCUGAUGAUAAAUGCGGUGCCGCACUGCCGCACGCUGCAGAGCCUCUUCCCCUGGCUGCUUCAGGCGCUGGGCGACGGCGGCAUUGGGUCGGGCUGCUACACUGUCUCCUUCGACGCCUCCUCCUCCUCCUCCGUGGAACUGACCCUGACGCCUGUUACGAGCGCGGGCUUGCUGCUUCAGACCGGCAGGGCGGUGGCGAGCAACCUGAUCAAUUUGAGCCUGGACUACUGCAACGGCGACGUGCCUGGCGACUGGGGUCAGCCCUACGGCUCGGAGCUCUUUUUCGUAACCAAGUUCGCGACCGCCACAAUCCUUCGCGCCGGAGACGCGACGGGCUCCUCACCGCCCGCUGAUGGAUUCUCAGGCUUCGACUGGUGGACGGCCAGCAGCCCGCCGCCGCCGCCGUCACUGUACGACAACGGUUACGGUUACAGCAACAGUUUCGGCAGUGGUGGCUGGUAUUACGACCCGAAUUACGGCCUGACUUACGGCCGGCGGCGGCUGCUGUCGUUGCUAGAGGAGGACGCUGCGUCGGGGCGCGACAGGUCGCUGCUAGCGGCUGACUCGUACGGCAAUGGCGGCGGCGGCUCGGAUUCCGAGGAGGGCUUCAUGAGCGUGUUUGCCGAUGCAAUGCGUGAGUCUGUGGCUUCUGGCCGCGCCAUCGCUGACGGCGCUCACAAGCCCGGCGGCGACCGCGGCCGUGACAUCACUAGCAGGCUCAGAGGCGGCGCCGGCGGCUCUGGCGCCGGCGGCGGCUUGUCAGGCAUGUGGCGGCGUCUGCUGUCAACCUGGGGGAUGGGCGGCGGCGGCGACGAGGCGGCGGCGGCUGGCGAGAGGGCACCUGCUGCGUUUGCGCGCAGCCACCGGCGCCGUGGUCGUUACCUGAUGCAGUCAGGCACCAACUCCUCCAAUUUGUACGUGGUGCUGGCCAACCGGUCCACUGACUCCACCGGGCGCGUGCUGCGAGGGCGGCCGGAGGCAGGCGUGGCGCCAAACGGAGACCUUGGGAGCAUCUGCGAUGACGGCUUCUCCGAGGGCUCUGCGGCUGUCAUCUGCCGCCAACUAGGCUACCCCGGCGGCGGACUUGCCUACUCCAGCGCCACGUUCGGGGACGCCACACGCCCCUUCAUCCUGGAUGAACUGAACUGCACAGGCUUGGAGAGCAACAUUGGCCGGUGCCGCUCCAACCCGCUCUGGACGCACAACUGCUCCCCCAGCGAAGCCGCGGGCGUGGUGUGCUUUCCGUACUUCAACGUGUCGUCGUACUGCGCCGACGUCGUCGCAAACGUGUCACGUGUCUACCCCACGCCCACGCCCACCACGCCAGACCCUAGCACGUGGAGCCGCGACCAACGGCUGCAGCGCUGCGGCGAGCUGAUGGGCCUGGCGUCAGCCGCCUCCACACUCGUCGGUUACAAGUUUCCGGGGCAGUACAUUUCGUACUACGAGGUCCAGUCGUACGCCUGCGGCCGUGAGAAUGUCGUACCCGCCAUGACGGCCUGGGUGGCGGCGUGGCGGCGCGAGGUGGCGGCGUCCGGCUGCACCGAGCUGAUCGUGCCGUACCUUUGGAUGCAGCGCCUGGGUGGCACGGUCCCGACGGCGCCGUCUCCGCCGCCAGUGGCCUUCAACACCUCCGCCUUCCGCCGGCCGCCGCCGCCGCCGCUGCCGCCGGCCCCGCCGUCGCGCAACAACGACAGCUGCCCCACAGCUAUGGCAGUGUGGCCAACGCCCGCGGACCGCACCGCCAGCGAUGCGGCGGCGCCGUACGGCACGCCCGCGGUGCCCGCGCCCACCACCUACAUGAUCCUGGAUUACGUGUCGGCGCCAUCACCAUCCUCGACUUCUGGAUCCAGCGGCAGUACGAACAACACCGUGUCAUCGCCGCUGGACAUGACCUGCACGCCGCCCUCCGCCUGGCUGGCCGCUGGCGGCGCCCCCAACCGCUACGUCCGCCGCAGCAACAGCAGCAGCGUUGCGCGCGGCCCUGCCCCCGGCCCUUCCAACAGCAGCUUCCGUUCGCCCCCGCCCUCGCGCGCCCCGCCGCUGCCUUUCGGCUACAGCUUCGGCUUCCCGCCGCCGCCGUUCAGAUCCAACAUCAGCAGCCCGAGCAGCUCGACAUUCAACUCCUCUGCCUUCAACUUCAAUUUCUCCUUCAUCUCUGGCGCCGGGCGCCGUCUGUUCCGCCGAGCGUUGGUCGAUGCCACGUUGGGCGCUGCCGUGACUGCCACUACGGGUGCCCCGGCGCCACCGCCGCCGCCGCCGCCGCCACUGUCCGCCGCCGCUGCGUCGCUCCUCCGGUACGGCGCCUCCGGUGCCAUGUGGGCCUCCGCUUCCGCCGCCUUCGCGAGUGUGUGGUCGCCGCGUGACCUGGUCAACGUGUCAACGCUGACACGAACCCUGGCACGCGGCGGCCCCUCCUGGCUGCCCUCCCGCCUCUCCGACCGCCGCCACCUGCUCUCCACGCUCGAAUCCUUUUCGCGCCCGGGCGGAAUCGACCUGAUGAGCUCCGGUAUCCUCGACACGGUCCGCUGGGCGCUCGCGAGCCUUCCCUCGCCCCCACCGCCACCCGACGCCAACCGCCCGCCGCGCCCGCCGUCACCCCCACCCUUCCGCUGGACCGACAUUGGCGACAUAAAAGACGUCGCCGUUACCGAUGCCGCGCCGCCGCGCCCGCCACUCCGUAACAUCGUCUCCGGCGGCCUCUCCGACGGCGGCAGCAACAGCCCGUCGCCGCCCGCGCCGCCGUCUCCGCCGUCUCCGCCACCGCCAGGGCCCCGUGCCCCCCUGAGCCCACUGGCUGCGGCCAUGCCUCUCAAGCCCACGUGCGUCGCGUAUGACUCAUCCUGGUCGCAAGCCGACGGGUUCCGGUCAAACUUCGCUAUGUUAGAUUUCCUUGCGUCCAACGCUGCCUCGUCCGACGGCGGUUGGGAUGGUUGGGGGCAGCAGGUCAGCCAGACGGAGACGGAGCUGUUGUACUGCAACGCACGGCAGGAGCUCAAGACGCGCCACACGGUCUCAGGCAUUGCCAUCACCGGCCUCGGCCUGGCCGGCAGCGCAGUCUCGACCGUACGAUCGCUGCUGCGCGGCGCGCGGCCCUUCAAUGGCAGCGUCACCAGUGAUGAGGGCACCGCCGCCAUCCCGGCCGCCAACCUCGCCUUUUUGGAUCUUUCCGGGAACGCGCUAACCGGCGGCGUGCCGGCAAUCCCCGUGCCCGUGCUGCACGUCAACCUCUCUUCCAACCGCUUGAGCGGCGACCUGCAAAGCCAACUGAAAAACAACCUAACCGCCGCCGCCUUCACAGCCACGCUUGUCCUGGACCUCUCCAACAACGGCUUUACCGGCCAACUGCCAACACGCACCGACGUUGCCGCCCCCGCCACCAACAGCAGCGCUUGGGGCGCACUGCUUACCAGCGCCGUUCGCAUCGACUUCUCCGGCAACAGCUUCUCCGGCCCACUCCCCGCGGACUGGGCUCCCCUGCUUGCUCAGAUGGACCUCGUGGUCAGCCGCAACCCGGGGCUCACCGGUGGCGUGCCGGCGGAAUGGAUUGCCGCAGCCCGCGGCCUGCCCCCUUACGGCGAUGGCGGCAGCGGCCCUUUCUCAUUGGGCAGUAUGAUCACCGCCACAGCUCCACCGCCCAGCCCGCCUAGCCCGCCGUCGCCGCCUCGUCCGCCGGCGCCUGCUGGCGGAGGUGGCGCGGCGUCAGGAGACGGUGCGUCCAGCAGCACCCCGCCGCGUCAGGGAGCGCUGUUGAUUGACCUGAGCGGCUGCACGGGUCUCACCGGCCGCUUCACACACACCGCCGACUUCAGCACUCUGCGGGUCCGCGGCACGCAGCUGCAGCUGGACUGGAACAAGCUUCCCGCGGCGGAGCGCAAGUGGACUUACGUGGUGGAUCGCGUCGCUCGCGACCACAUGGACUUUGAGCAGGUGGCUUACCGCAAGUCCGGCAUCAGCAAUGUCCUCACCCGGGCGUCUCUUUUGGACCCAGAUGAGGUCAUGUACGUGUGUGACGCCCUCGAUGAACAACGCAACGCCGAGCGCCGCACCGCCAUCAGCGCCGUCGGCAGCAGCACGGGCAGCAGCACCGGCAGUAGCAGCACCAGCGGCGGCAGCAGCAUCGGGGGAGACGCGACGGUGGUCGUGGCUGUCACGGAGCCCUGGCCCCGUGUGCGCAACUACCUCGAGGUGCACGACAGCUACACAGAGUGGCAGACGGACCCCGCCGUGUGGUGCUACGGCGGAGCGGAGGCGCGGGGCAUUGUGGCCUUGAAGGUCUGGCUACCUGUGAUCAUCAUCUCCGUCCUGGCAUGCGGCGUCGCGCUGCCCGCCCAUUACAUCCGGGAGCGCGUCCACAAACGCGCCGCCGCUCGCCGCGCCGCCUGGAAGCAGCAGCAGCAGCAACAGCAGCAGCAGGACCAGCUGGCAGAGAGCAAGGACGGCAAGAAGAGGCCUGUGAACACGCUGGCCGCACCCGAGGGGCGCUUUGCCAGGGCUUGGCACAAAUUCAAGGGAGUCAUGGUGCCAGUGAUUGACGUGGUGGAGCCGCGACUCGUCCUGGCCCUGUACUGGGUGGACCUCAUCUCGGACAUUGUCUUCAUUGCCGGCUACAAGGGCUGGAACCGCCAGCCCGCGCCCGCCAUCGCAGUCAUCAUCAUCCUGAUCGCCAACCUGACCGCCGGCUGGGUGCUCCACCUCAUCCACCUGCGCAAGCAGCUUGGCGACGGGCCCGCCGGCGGCGAGGGCUGGAGCGUGCGUCGUUGCAUCGUGGUGGGCAUCCUGACCGCGCCCUUUGGCAUUGCGCUGGAGUGGUUGUGGAACGGCUUCUUGACGAUCGUAACCUUCGUGACCACGUGGCAUGCGGUUGCCAAGGGCGACCUCAAGGCCCACGUGACCGCCGUGCAGCGCAUCACACGUGGAUGGCCGCUGCUGCUCAGCUACGAGGCAAACAUCCAGAUCUUCGAGACCACGGUGCUGUUGGAGCCAGUAAACGAGUCUCUGCCUCAGGCCAUCGUGCAGACCACCUGCUACGUUGUCGGUCGCAAUGCGGGCAUGGUCAUUCUCACGCCCAUCUUCCUCUUCUCGGCCAUCCUGCAAGCCAUCAGCAUCUGCAAGUCCUGCCUGGUCCUGGCCUGGCGCGCCUACAAGUCCGGCAGCUGGAUCGCGGUGCUCACUCUGCAGGACGAGGGCGCGGGCAAGAGCUUCAGCAUGGAAGACAGCGACGAUGACAAAAACAACAAGAAGAAGGGCGAGGGCAAGGGCGAGGGUGAUGGAGAGGGCAGCGACGGCGCGGGCAGCGGCGCUGCGGAGGGAGGCGCUGGUGGCGGCGGGGGAGGCGCAAAGGGUGGCAAGCAGUCGCCCCAUUGCUCCCGAGCCACGACAUCUUCUGUGUCUGGCACGCUGACGGCCAUGAGCAGCAGCGGACUGCAGGCCUCGGGGCCGCCGCCGCCGCCACCGGUACAGCCGCCGCCACCGCCCAGCAAUGCUCAGGUGGCCAAUUUCGCGGGCGUGUCCGCGUUCCUGAACCAGCAGCAGCAGAUGGCGGCACAAAUGCAGAUGCCAAUGCAGAUGCAGGCGCCGCCGCCAGCGAUGGUUGUGGCCGCGUCGGCGCCGCCGUUUGCGCCGCCGCCGCCCCCUCAGCCGAUGGGCCCGAUGCUGAUGUUUCCAUCGGCAGUGGCACCGGUGCCGCAGCCUCCGCAAUCCGCGUUCCUGCAGCCGAUGCCCUUCUCUGCGCCGCAGCCGUCGGCGCCGCCUGUGCCUCACGCCGUCACGGCGGCGCCGCCUGCCGCCAAAGGCGCCACCGCCUGGGGCCUGCGCGACUGGGCCUCGCUGGCGGCUGCCGCCUCCUCCAGGUUCACGGAUGGCUUCGCCGAGGCUGAGGAGGGAGAGGAGGAGGCGGCAGAGGUGGAAGCCGAGGCUGCCGCCGGGGAUGCGGAGCAAGCAGAGGUGCAGGCAGCGGAUGCAGAUCAGGGUGUGGUGGCGGCGCAGGACAUUGCAAUCCAGUUUGCUCCAGCUGAAUACUACACGCCCGCGCCGCCGUUGCAGCAGCCCGUGCAGCAGCAGCCCAUGCAGGCGCCACCCAUGCAGGCGGCUCCCAUGCAGGCGCCACCCAUGCAGGCGCCACCCAUGCAGGCGCCUCCCAUGCAGCAGCAGCAGCAGCAGCAGCAGCAGCAGCAGCAGCAGCAGCAGCAGCCGAUGGAGCCGCCCUUGGGCUACAGCCCGCUCACCGCGCAUCUUUACGGCUACCGCGCCCCUGCCCCCGCCUCAGAGGCCACGGCUGAGGGCACCAGUGCCCUCAAGGGGGCCUGGUCAGCGAUGCGCGGCAUGUGGCGUGGCGGUCGCAAUUGAGGAAGCAGAACAGUGGACGUAAGCCAAUGGUGCCAAUUAGAUAGCAAGGUUGGGUGAACCUACCUCGUGGCGGGGCUAGCUCCUGACUGGUAGAUGAUUGUAGAUAUCUGGGUUCUGGGCCUUGCAAUAUCGGUGCGGCUGAGCACGUGCCUGAGCACGUGCUAGCUGUUGUGUGUUACUGCGCGAUACGUACCCAUAGCAGGGUUCAUGCAGUUUACAAGAUUCGGAGAUGCUUCGCGUGAUUAGCUCGUUAUCAGCUCGUGGCUUUAAUGUCAUGCCCGCAUGUCUGGGUGUGCGCUGCGGUUAGAGUAGUGCAACAGGCGGACACGGCAGCUCGUAGGCUUCUCGACGUGAGCAGCGCUUGCCGAUCUACUUGUACGUAGGUGCUGCGUAUCUAUGCCCCCAUCAAUGGUAUUACUUUUAUGACAUUUAAGGCUCGUACGAAACCAUGGGUGCACGAGACGGUGGUAUUUUGCUCAUUACACUGCCGUGCCUUAAUGGUUAGUCUGGGCCCCGGCCGUGCAUGCCAUUGCGCCACGUCGCCGUGUGCGCGCGUGUGCGUGCGUGUGUGUGAGUGUGUGUGUCUUUGUGUGUGCGUGCGCGUGGCGGCAUGUGCGUGCAGCACCAUGCAUGUACGUGUAGCACCUGUGCCUCACUUGGAGCCCAGAUGAUGAGACUGGGUCUGCACACCGCAGAAUGCCCACACCUGGGCUGCAAAACUAGUGAACGCGCGCCAGCUGGCCACCUGCCGGGGCGACGCCCGAGUAACGCACUGAUCCGUGUGUGUUGAGUAAACCUCUGGUGCCCGGCGCUACUGAUGCUGCCUGUGAAGCGGGUGUGGGUGGUGGGUGGGUGUGGGUACAUUUUUUUGUGGCUCUCCCGGCCCGGGCCUUAAGCAAAUAAUAUUUGUUCCCAUGCUCUGCUGAUGGUGGUGAUUUCUAUGUACACGUGGGCCAUGAGAAGGAUACUUGGCUGGGGGACUUCGGUGAGCUGAGUGGAAUGGAACCAAAUUAGGAGGCCCUUCGCGUGGUAGUCACGUGUGACGUUCACAGUCCAUUAGGACCGAUGAGGGAUGUCCAUAAUAUUAUUUGAACAGGAGUGCAGCCGCACCAGAUGUUACCUGUGCUAGAGAUUCAAGGGAAUGUGUGGAAAGGGAAUGCACGGAUGACGUGCUGGAUGGUGUGUGAAUGUGUGUGCGAUGGGACAGUGUUUAGGCAGGUUGGUGGGGUCCCAUAGCAUGUGAUGGCUCGGCGUCUUCGGGUGCUGGGACUGUCCCCUCUGUAACAUCCGCUGAUC